CUGCUGAUACCGAUCACAACAAGCGGUAACUUUCGGAACGCAGUUCGUAUCGCAUUCGCUGAUGUGAUGAAUUGAGCAAUGCGAUUGGACACGGUCUACGCUCGCGAUCAUUACGAACUCCAAGGGGAACCUAUAUGGCGCGCCUCCUUCUUUUGACCCUUUGGUUAAUUGGUUUUACACGGUCAAGAUGAUGAUUUACACGCAUUUGUAUGGCAAGCCAGUAUAAAAACGACGACUUAGGGAGAAACGAAAAGACAGAUAAUUUCUACACAAACUGAUUUUCCUGUCUUUCUUUUUUUUUUCUUUCUCUCUACGUUAUGUUUGUUACUUAAUAGUGAAGCAAAUAUGUGUAUUUGUAAUGGUGUAUCACUGAGUACACAAACUUGACAUUUCGAUAAUAAAUUAGAUAAUAUCAGAGAAAAUCAAUCGUUAUUUGCAUAACAUUUUGUGUGUAUACAUUUUAUGAAAAAAAUAAAACAAUGAAGAACAUACGUCGUCUGUUACAUGUUGUUGCAUAGCGAUGUGAGUGUGCAGUUUGCAAGGAACAUGAUUGAUACAAACUGUCACAUGUAUGUACAAAAGUGGAAAUGUUAGUGAAUUUCCUUAUGUUUUACAAAAGGUACAGUUCAGUGAAUAAUAGUUUCUACAAUGGAUUACGAUUAUAUGCCUUUUCACAGAGAAAAGGAUUUCCAUAAUAGAUGCUGUGGUGGAAAACUCUGGUGUAUAAAAGACAUAUGUGGUAUAAUAUGCGCAGUAUUAACAUGGAUACUUAUCAUUUAUGCAGAAUUUGUAGUAACAGCAGUAAUUCUCAUUCCUACAAUACACACUUUAUAUUCCAGCUUUAACAUGGCUAUUUUUCAGUCUCUAGCAUUCCUAGCUUUUGCAUCACAUCUAAGAACCAUGUUCACAGAUCCGGGUGCAGUACCAAAAGGUAAUGCAACAAAAGAAAUGAUACAACAAAUGGGGUUUAGAGAUGGGCAAGUUAUUUUUAAGUGUCCAAAAUGUUGUUCUAUCAAACCAGAUAGAGCACAUCAUUGUUCUGUUUGUCAAAGGUGUAUCAGAAAGAUGGAUCACCAUUGUCCGUGGGUCAAUAAUUGUGUGGGAGAAAACAAUCAAAAAUACUUUGUACUUUUUACAUUUUAUAUAGCAGGUAUAUCGUUACAAUCUCUAUUUUUGUGUAUACAACAAUUCACCACAUGUGUUAGACAAGAAUGGAGAGAAUGUUCCACGUUUAAUCCACCGUUAACAGUAGUGUUACUGUUGUUCUUGGGAUUUGAGGCACUUUUAUUUGCCAUUUUUACUGCUGUGAUGUUAGGCACUCAAUUGCAAGCCAUUUGGAAUGACGAAACUGGGAUUGAACAACUUAAAAAAGAGGAAGCUAGAUGGGUUCGUAACAGCAGAUGGAAGUCGAUUCAAGCGGUUUUCGGAAGAUUUUCGAUAGCUUGGUUUUCUCCGUUUACUUCGCCUCCCAAUGCAAAGACAAAACUUGAUUCUUAUUUAUAUUCUGUCUGAUUGCAUUUAUAUAUUUUGAUAUAUGUAACCAUGACUCACACAGAGGGAUAUUUAUAUUCAAUGUAUAUAAAUAGUAAUUUAUUACAAGAUGGGGAUAUUUUUUUUACUUGACACAUACAGACUGAUUUUAGAAAGUAACAUGUUGGUAAAAAAAAACUCCUUUUUUUCUAUGAAAGAUCGAAGUAAUGGAAGACAAAUUAAGUAUAGUUUAAUGAGGUUUGUUGUAUUUAUAUAGAAAUAAUGUAUAUAUUUUACACAGACAAACGCGCCGUUAUUUUUGACAAGUCAGAAUUACAUUGACUGCUAUUCUAAUUAUGUCUCUUUCAUUCCUACUCUUUGAAUUUUACGCUAGCACGAAGUAGAUGAUCGCACGGCGAAUGUACAAUAGUGAAAAGGUAACACAAGAGAAGAAAAUAGCGGCGUUUGACUAUAUAUAAUUUUUUUCUGAUAUAUAUGUGAUAUAUAUAUAUAUAUAU
Pseudomyrmex gracilis is the source of this 1988-nucleotide messenger RNA. RefSeq names its product palmitoyltransferase ZDHHC3. Gene Ontology annotation, biological process: protein targeting to membrane; peptidyl-L-cysteine S-palmitoylation. Gene Ontology annotation, cellular component: Golgi apparatus; endoplasmic reticulum. NCBI's taxonomy places the organism in Eukaryota, Metazoa, Arthropoda, Insecta, Hymenoptera, Formicidae. Gene Ontology annotation, molecular function: protein-cysteine S-palmitoyltransferase activity. The coding region runs from base 649 to 1512 and encodes 287 amino acids. The record is from RefSeq and is a predicted model, not a curated record. The transcript has 7 exons.